AUGCAUCGCAACGGCCGAUCCCGCAGCCAAACGGGUAAUAUGAUGACGGAUUAUGAAGGGCUGAAGGAUCUAGUUUAUGCUUACUGUGCCAAGCAUUUCAUUUUUUAUACUGUAACCGCGGUAGACAGGAUUGAUGAUCCAAUGCAAUCCAUUAAAGACGAUCCCAAUCGAAGAUCGAAACAGGCUGAGAGUCGCAAUGCCAAUGAAUCAACCCCGCUCAAAGGAACACCCCAAAUCAAGGCAAUGGCUGUAAACGACUGCUGCAGAGUGGUGGCGGUGCAUGCAGAUUACAUCGGUUUCACGGUGUUAAUACUCUUCAGCCCAGUAACUCUAAAGGAUUCGGGAUUCGUGCCACGCAGUAAUUACCACAAACAGCCUGUCUACCCCACCCCGGAAGAGCAUUAUUACGGCCCCGGCGGCCCUUGA
Messenger RNA from Fusarium oxysporum Fo47, 426 nucleotides. RefSeq lists its product as uncharacterized. The record is from RefSeq and is a predicted model, not a curated record. Lineage: Eukaryota; Fungi; Ascomycota; Sordariomycetes; Hypocreales; Nectriaceae. Bases 1 to 426 code for a protein of 141 amino acids. The transcript has a single exon.